Messenger RNA from Limulus polyphemus (Atlantic horseshoe crab), 526 nucleotides. RefSeq lists its product as uncharacterized. The record is from RefSeq and is a predicted model, not a curated record. The coding region runs from base 105 to 371 and encodes 88 amino acids. Lineage: Eukaryota; Metazoa; Arthropoda; Merostomata; Xiphosura; Limulidae. The transcript is spliced from 4 exons.
UUAUUGGAAGUAUAAAAGAGGAAAACAAUAGUGAUUUGAAGAACAUCGGCAGAGACUGGAAGAAGAACUCAGAAGACAUUAUUGUUGCUCGUUCCUUAUUCAGAAUGUCCCCUAAAAGCGCACGAUUCGUUACUCUGAUCUUGCUUGUUGCCGUAGUAUGUACUCUGUUCACAAGAAUUCGGGGCCAGCAGUUCUACCCUAAUGGACGAUACGGACGUCGGGAUUCUAUGCCUCCACUUUCAGGUGGCAACAGAGAAAUGAUCCUGUCGUUUUUUGGAGACGGCAGUGUUCGCUGUGUGUAUACAGGCUAUUCUGAUUAUUACAGAUGUGGAAGGUCUGUCGAUAAAACUAACCCACAGCUGACCGACUAAAUCUGCUGAGGAAAACUUAUCUGACAAGUUUCAUGAUUUUAACGUCAUAAUUACGUGAAAUUCUUUAAUUACAUGAAAAAAAUAUUUAUUUGAUGUAGAAAUAAAAAAUAAAACAUUAAAAAAUUCAGUGUAUCAGUUAUGUUUUCUGAUUUUCA